AUGGCUCAAGGCUUGGAAGAAGAGCGCGCUGGCACCACUGCAAAAGCAGGCCCGGAUAUCAUUUAUGCGGCCAUUGAUCAGAACGAACAUGAUCUCAAAGAAAUCAAUCGAAAGAUAUUCGAAAACCCAGAACUCGCAUUCGAAGAGCACCAAGCACAUGACAACAUUGUCAAACUCUUGAAAUCAAAAGGCUUCGCAGUCACCCAACGUGCAUACGGCAUAGAAACUUCGUUCGAAGCCGAAUAUGGAUCCGGUGGCCGCGUUGUGGUCUUCAACGCAGAGUACGAUGCUCUUCCCGGCAUUGGACAUGCCUGCGGCCACAAUUUGAUUGCAACUGCAUCCAUCGCAGCCUUUCUUGGAGUUGCCGAGGCUUUGAAAAAAUCUGGCAAAGAAGGACGCGUAAGACUGCUUGGUACGCCUGCAGAAGAGAAUAAAGGUGGAAAGAGGUUAUUGGUCGCGGCUGGUGCGUACAAGGACGUUGAUGCUGCGUUGAUGCUGCAUCCCGGUGCUCAGUCGCGGCACAACGGACGCAGUGGUACUGCAUAUGCGCACACUCUGGCAAAUGAGAAGCUAGUUGUGCGUUUCAAAGGGAAAGCGGCGCAUGCCUCGAUGUAUCCCUUCAACGGCGUCAAUGCUCUUGAUGCAGUGAUGUUGUCAUAUUCGGCAAUUAGCAUGCUGAGACAGCAGAUCAGACCAUAUGAAAGGAUCCAUGGGAUUGUGAACGAAGGAGGCAAGGCCCCGAAUGUGAUCCCUGACUCCGCAUCACUGAAUUAUGUGAUCAGAAGCAAUACAAAGAAAGAGGCUAUGAGAUUAAAAGACCGCGUUUUAAAGUGCUUUGAAGGCGCAGCUAUUGCAACCGGCUGCGAUUGGGAAAUUGACAUGAACGAGUAUUUUCAAUAUUCAGACCUGCGUCCUAAUAAAAAAAUUUGCACUAUGUUUGCGGAGGCUAUGGAUGACUUGAAUUCGCCUGUCAAUUGCGAUUUACAGAGUCAAGUUCCAGGUCUCGGAUCAACAGAUAUGGGGAAUGUAUCAUACGUCUGUCCAGGCUUCCAUGGAUUCUAUGGAAUCCCCACUGAAGAAGGCGCGUACAACCACACCCCAGGCUUUACCAAGUUUGCUGGGAAGGCUGAAGCACACGACCUGACAAUCGUAGCUGCCAAGGGCAUGGCAACUGCUGGGUGGAGGGUGCUGGAGAGUGAACUGGUUGCUCAGAAAGUGUGGCAGGACUUUGAUGAUGACGAGGAGACGCAGAUAUAUAGUCCGUGA
Molecule: messenger RNA, 1266 nt
Organism: Talaromyces atroroseus
Lineage: Eukaryota; Fungi; Ascomycota; Eurotiomycetes; Eurotiales; Trichocomaceae
Exons: 4
Coding region: 1-1266 (421 amino acids)
Molecular function (GO): dipeptidase activity
Source: RefSeq, a predicted model, not a curated record